AUGCAGUCCGGAAUCUCAGCCUCCCAGGAGCUGGUCUCCCAAUUCAACAACCUCCUCUCCGACAACUCCAUCUUCGGGCUUCUCGUGACUAUCCAGGGCGAGUCGCUCGUCCCCGUGACGACACUGCCCUCGUCGUCCGCCGACUUCGCCGGCAACCUGUCGACCCUGACCCCGCACAUCCAGGCCAACGAGGCCCUCUACAUCCUGCUGCGACGCGGAGCCCAGCCGCCGGGCUUGGUGGCCGUGACCUACGUGCCCGACACGGCCAAGGUGCGGCAAAAGAUGCUGUUCGCGGCCACACGCCUGACGCUGGUGCGCGAGCUGGGCUCGGAGCACUUUGCCGAGACCAUCUUUGCCACCACGCCCGCCGAGCUGACGCCCCAGGGCUUCGAGAAGCACGACCGCCACGCCGAGCUGGCCGCCCCGCUGACCGAGGAGGAGCGCACCCUGGGCGAGGUCAAGCGCGCCGAGGCCGAGGCUGGCUCCGGCACCGGCGUCCGCGAGAUCCAUCUGAGCAAGUCCAUGAACAUGCCCAUCGCCGCUGACGCUCUGGCCGGUCUGAGCGAGAUGGCGAGAGGGGAGGGCAGUGGCAUCGUUAUGCUGAAAAUCAACCCCUCGACCGAAAUUGUAGAACUCGACCCGGCCACUUCAUCUGCCUCGCCGUCCUCGGUCGCCGAGCUCGUCUCGAGCAUUUCGCCCAACGAACCGCGCUUCACCUUCUGGCGGUACACGCACACGCACGCUGGUGCCGAGUCCAGCCCGGUGCUGUUCUUCUACACAUGUCCCGCGGCAGCGGGCAAGUCCAUCAAGUUCCGCAUGAUGUACCCGCUCAUGAAGCGCGCGGUCCUGACCGUGGCCGAAGGCGAGGCCGGGCUUCAGGUGGAGAAGAAAUUCGAGGUAGAGGAGCCGUCCGAGAUCACCGAGAAGUCCAUCCUAGACGACCUGCAUCCCCAGGCCGAGGUCAAAACGGGGUUCAGACGGCCAAAGAGACCUGGUCGGUGA
Molecule: messenger RNA, 1002 nt
Organism: Neoarthrinium moseri
Lineage: Eukaryota; Fungi; Ascomycota; Sordariomycetes; Amphisphaeriales; Apiosporaceae
Exons: 3
Coding region: 1-1002 (333 amino acids)
Biological process (GO): barbed-end actin filament capping; actin filament depolymerization
Cellular component (GO): cytoplasm; actin filament
Molecular function (GO): actin monomer binding; actin filament binding
Source: RefSeq, a predicted model, not a curated record